Messenger RNA from Paramecium octaurelia, 413 nucleotides. NCBI's taxonomy places the organism in Eukaryota, Ciliophora, Oligohymenophorea, Peniculida, Parameciidae. The record is from the annotation of a GenBank genome assembly.
AUACCAUAAUUAAAAUGGAAAGAAAAAUAGUAAAUGGAUAGAUUUGUACGAUAAUUGGUAAAAGUAAGUAAUCAUAAUUGUAACGUGUAGGUCAAAUAGGGAAGUAACUUAUAUUGGUGAGUGCAGAAAUGGUAAAAGAUAUGGCUUAUGGCAGAUAUCUAUUAGUGGAAAUUAAAAUAUUUAUGAUUUUCAUAUAAAUUGAAAACUUACAUAGAGGAAGUGGAAUAUAUGAUGAGAAUGGUAUGAAAAAUGGUAAAUGGGUAGAUACUGAUCAAAAAUGGUUCAAGUUAAUUUGAAAUGUUAUCCUAUAUAGAACUUUUCAUGAACUUACUAUCACUUUGAAUAUCAAAAUGGUACUAAAAUUGGUAUUGGGAAAUAAAAAUGAAUGAGAAUGUUAUCCAGUAUAUUUAAUA